This is a messenger RNA of Telopea speciosissima, 541 nucleotides long. Its product is annotated as acyl carrier protein 3, mitochondrial. Gene Ontology annotation, cellular component: mitochondrion. Lineage: Eukaryota; Viridiplantae; Streptophyta; Magnoliopsida; Proteales; Proteaceae. The coding region runs from base 120 to 509 and encodes 129 amino acids. The record is from RefSeq and is a predicted model, not a curated record. The transcript has 3 exons. Gene Ontology annotation, molecular function: acyl binding; acyl carrier activity. Gene Ontology annotation, biological process: fatty acid biosynthetic process.
CUCUGAGGCUCUGAGGGCGAAGACUCAAGAAUAGCGCAGCGGUUAACCUCUAAGCUUAACAGGGUUCCAAGGGUUUCUCUUCGCAACCACAAAACACGAGCAGGGAAGAUUGCAAUACAAUGCAGAACAUAAGGAGUGCUAUUUUGGGAUAUGUGAGGAUUGGCACGACUUGUAGACAACGGUUAUGUGCAGAAGAUGGGAAUGCACUGAGCAGAUUAAGACGCCACAUAUGUGCAUCAUCGUGUACUAGCUCUGAUCAGUUAAUGGCCCGGGUGAUUGGACUGGUGAAGAAAUUUGAUAAGAUAGAGUCAAACAAGGUUACUGAAACGGCAGAUUUCCAAAAAGACUUGAGCCUGGACAGCUUGGAUAGGGUGGAGCUUGUGAUGGCUUUUGAGGAAGAUUUCUCAGUUGAGAUCCCUGAUGAAGAAGCAGAUAAACUUACUUGCUGUAUUGACGUAGCCCGAUUUAUAGCAUCCAGAGCAAAGCAGAACAUUGCAGAAAGUUCCUGAUUACUAUCUUUUCACCCAUGGUUGGUUUUCGC